AUGGCAAACCGUUCUUAUGAUCAGAACAAGGAUCUCCCACCCCUUCCCCAGACUCCUCCCCCAGUGAAGCCACAUGCAGACUCGAAUAGGAGCGGGCAGUCGACUAUGCCGAAUUCCAGAUCGAAAGUAGAUCGCUUAGGAUUUCUGGAGCUCGCUUCCGGAAUAAAUCCCAUUGUCGAUAUUGUCGCCAUUCACGGUUUAGGCGGACACAGAGAGAAAUCUUGGAUGACAAAUGAUGGAAUUUUGUGGCUACGUGAUCUCCUGCUGGCCGACUUGCCCAAUGCCCGAGUCCUAUCAUAUGGCUAUGAUGCCGAUACUGAUAGCCCGGAAUGUGUAUCCACCCUAACAUUGCGUCGGCAUGCAGAAGAGUUCAUAAGAGCGCUCUUAAGAAGACGCGCGGACCAUCCUCGACGACCGAUUAUCUUCAUAGCACAUGAUACAGGAGGAAUCAUCCUCAAAUUGGCGUUGGUCAUCUGCCACAGCCAACGGCUAGGAUCGAGAGACCAACUUCGAGACAUUCUGACUUCCACCCAUGCGAUCCUUUUCUUUGGAACACCGCAUUCUGGCAUCGAUACUUCCCUUCUUGAACAAGUCAACCACUUGGCCUCGGCCUAUAUGAAGAUGACAGACACCAUUCUCAAGGAUCUUCGGGCUCACUCGUCUGAACUCGAGGAUAUACAGAGUAUCUAUGUUCAGGCAAGUGUGGAGAUCCACUCCGUUUUCUUCUCUGCGGAGGAUACAAAGGCACGACUGAAUGUUUCGUACUCCUCAACCGCGAUUGCGGGCGAUCCAAACGCAACGACGAUUGUACUCCAUACCGGCCACCGUGAUCUGGUCAGAUUUGCACGGAGAGGCAACGGCGACUAUCAAACGGUUCUCAAAUAUCUCAGGAUGUACUUCGACAAUGCAGGUGUUGAGAUCAAGGAGAAAUGGGUCAAGGAAGAGCAACAUCGUAGUGUUGCAAAGGAAGAGCCCACUUCUGUCAUCGCGCCGAAGCCUUGUCCGCCUGUGUCAAGAGGCUACGUCGAGCGAAUCUAUUUGCAGUCGCUUAUCACGCAGAACCUUCUUCCGGAUAGUCCUGUGAAGCACCAGCCACGGUGUAUAUUACACGGACUCGGAGGUGCGGGCAAAACUCAAAUAGCGACAAAGUGGAUUCAGGAGCACGAACACCGCUUCACCCGGGUGAUCUGUGUCAAUGCCGAGGCUCAAACCCAGUUAGAAGCAGACCUACAACGUUCAAUCCGGUGCCUUGGCCCCGACUACAGCCAGAUGACGUGGGAAGAUGCGGUCGCAUACCUUGAUGGCAAAGAGAAGGGAUGGCUGCUCUUCUUCGACAACGCCGACUUGCCGUACCUCGACCUUCGCCCAUAUCUCCCUUUCUCCGCUCAUGGCGCAGUCUUGAUCACCACCAGAAACAGAGAGUGCAUCAACUACGCUCCCGAUGGCGCAGUUGCUGUCGGUCCUCUGGAGGAAAGCGAAGCGGUAAAACUGCUUCACACAACUGCCGGUAUUGCACCCCAUUCCGAUGCGCAAUCUCUCGAGAUUGUCAGGGAGCUUGGGAUGCUCGCACUUGCUAUCACUCUGGCAGGGGCGUAUAUUCGCCGUACACGAAGCCUGAACACAUUCCUUGACAUAUUUCGCAAAAAUCGGAACCGGCUUCUGCGCAGGCAGCCAGAUCUAGGCUCAGACUUCAAGUACUCGGCAUACACGGCGUUCGACCUAUCAUUCUAUCAAUUACGUAGAAGAACACAGGAGUUCUUGAAGCUGUGCGCAUUCCUUCAUCAUUCACAUAUUCCCCACUAUCUCUUUGAGAGGUCGACUGCUUUUGGCUUCAUCACAUACACAGUUGUGAAAGCAUGUCCACCGCCAGCGAGUGACAGGACUUUCACCUUGAAACUGGUGGAGAUCUUUGGGAAGACAUGGGACGAAAUAUCGUUCCAGGAACUUAUCGAGUCGGCCUCGCAGGCGUCAUUCAUCGAAGUUACGAUGGACGGCCAGUUCUACAGUGUCAAUCCUCUCGUUCAGAUGUACAUCCAGGAUUCGCUUUCUGUGGAGGAAAAAGGGGACUAUAUCCGUAUGACGGAACAAUUGCUGCUUGGUGCAAUUCGACCAGCAGAAGGGAGCAAUGCGGAGCUUUUGCCACUGCUACCGCAUGCUAACAGGAUCCCCUUGUCGGUGCAAUCGGAGAGCAUAGCACACACAUUGACUUUCAAUGAUUUUUACGAUUCUUUGGAGAAUUGGGAGACAUGCUCGAAGCUAUUAAAAUGCUACCUUGGAAGAUUUAAAAGAACCCAGGGCAAAAAGCAUAUCGACUCUAUAUUGGUGAUGGGUCAACUCGGCGAAGCACUGUGGCGCUGUGGUCAACUCAGCAAAGCAGAGAAGAUGCUGAGAGAGACGCUUGCUCUGCAACGGGAGAUCCUCGGAGAAAAGGAUGGCGAGACCAUAAGGACAAUGGCAUGCUUUGGGCUGACCUUGUGUCAUCGUGGUCAAUUUCAUGAGGCGGAAAAGGUGCAACGAGACGUGCUCGCUCUGGAAUUCGAGGUCUCUGGACCACAGCAUCCUGAAACCAUCGCGGCCAUGAGCAAUCUCGCGGCGACGUUGCGUGGUCUCAGUCAAUUCGCCGAAGCGGAGAAUAUGGAGCGACACGUAGUUUCUUGGCGGCUCAAGGUCUCUGGAUCACGGCAUCCUGACACCAUCCUAGCCAUGAGCAACCUCGCGGCAAGCUUGCUAGGCCUUGGUGAAUCUGCUAAGGCAGAACCGCUGGAGCGAGAGAUACUCGCUCUGCGGCGAGAGGUCUCCGGACCACGGGAUCUCCACACCAUCCAAGCCAUGGCCAACCUUGCGGCAACCUUGCGUGAUCUUGGUCGAUUCGCUGAAGCGGAGAAGAUGCAGAGAGACGUGCUCGCUCUACGGCGAGAGGUCUCUGGACCACGGGAUCCCGAUACCAUCCAAGCCAUGGCCAACCUCGCGCUCACCUUGCGUGAUCUUGGAAAAUUUGCUGAAGUGGAGAAGAUGGAGCAAGAGGUAUUUGCUCUGCGGCGAGAGGUCUCUGGCCCACGACAUCCUGACACCAUCGGAGCCAUGGGUAACCUCGCGCUCACCUUGGGUGAUCUUGGUCGAUUCGCUGAAGCGGAAAAUAUGGAGCGAGAUGUGCUUGCACUGCAGCUCGAUAUCUCUGAAUUAGGGAAUCCCGACACCCUUCUCGCGUCAUAUAAUCUCUCUCAUACGUUAUAUCGCCAGGGUCGGCUUGAAGAAGCAUUGCAGCUCUUGGAGGAGACAAUGAAAAUACGCCAUGAGGUGCUUGGCGAAGAUCACUAUCAUACUCAAUGGGCGAGGCAACUUUUAGGAUUGAUCAGAUCCGCGCAGUCUGUCCCUUAUUAG
This is a messenger RNA of Serendipita indica DSM 11827, 3381 nucleotides long. Lineage: Eukaryota; Fungi; Basidiomycota; Agaricomycetes; Sebacinales; Serendipitaceae. The record is from the annotation of a GenBank genome assembly.